AGAUGUUCUUCCUCCAUUUCAUACCGAUGGAUUCUGAUACGAAACAAAAAAUAUUGUAUCGUCUGUCGAGACACAUUUUCUACAAUUCCAACAGCACCAAACRACGACAUCUGGAACAACCGACGAAAUAAAUUUCAAAACCGAGMAAGCCGUCAUGAAAUUUUCGGGUUCUUUUGUCUUAGCAGCAUGCAUCUUCGCAACGGUAGCUGACACUUCUUUCGUUGACGGGUUCGUUCCUCUUUCGGGCGUGAAAACGCCGUCGUUGUCGACACGACUCCAUUACGACAUCCAGCGAGACCCGCAGCCUAAUGAUAAUGUUUGGGCAAUCCUAUCGAACACGGAAAAAUGGAUCGCCAACACCCUGGCCGACGCCCAAACGGGAAACUCYAACCCACUGAGUCGAAAGGAAGUGAGCUAUGUCUGCGAGACUUCCAAUGACCCKGCGAUGAUCCUAGCCAAUAUUUUUCGAAAAGUCAAGGAGGCCCGGCAAUUAGGAGAAUCACACGCACAAGAUCAGGAGGCGCUUAUUGACGAAAAGGGAGGUGAGUGUGUCGCCCCGGUUUUUUUUUUCCAAAGGGAUAAUAGGAAUAUUAUCGGUCGUCACUGAUGCGUCGGAAUGAAUUGAUGUUUACUUUCCAUCCGAGUUGCAUUCGAUAUUCUAAAGGCUUUCUUUACGUGUAAACAUAUUCGUAUCUCAUCAUUCGUUUGGUACUUCAUUCUUUUUUAUUUUCCUUCAACCGAUUCAUUGAAAUGCCGAUUUUAUUUUGAACUGGUGACCACAAUACAUAUUUUGCACACGUAUCAUCAUUUUUCGCACAAACUGUCUACCACAGAAGACAAGCACAACCGUAUUACUCUGCGACAAACGCAAGUUUUGGUAAUUCCCGCUAACGAGGAACUAAAUCAAAGCUUUCAUGUGUUUGACGCAGUCAUCAACGCUGUCAACGCGGCUCGAAAAGCUGCACGGGAUUUGGUGACGGAUCAUUCUUUGGAAAAACUGGACGAACAGAUGUACGGAGAAGCUGAGGAUCGGGAUUGGGUGUAAGUUUUUAAAUUUUUGUGGCUAUGAAUUGGGAGAGAUUGACCGUGUGUAAUGAUGCAAAACAGUGUACGGAAGGGACGCGGUAUUUACUCCGCUGAAAGGAGUCGUACACUCACAUUUCGUUCUCGUUCGUUUCCAACCCCACAACACCCAUCGUAUGAUAGGGUUUCCGUGAACUGCGCCCAUUUGCACCCAGAGUACGGGAAAAAGACUCCUCAGCAAGAACUCAAAGAGAUGCAAGAGGAAGAAGAGGAAGGAGAAGUGGACUUGAAUUUGAAGGAAUACAAGAGACAACGGAUUCUUGCACGACGAUCCCCUUACCCAUCGGUAGUCAUUGAGGUUCGAAGCAUGGCUCCCCCCGAAUUUGCCCCUCCGCCGCCAUCGGGCCCUGUCUCGCCAAAGUCGAUUGACGAGAUAGAUGUUGAAAGCGAAGAAGGCGAAAGCUCUUCUGGUGCAGCCGAUGAUAAAAUCGAUGCCGAUGUUGUCAACAAACUUGAAGCUCUUUUUUCCAAAUCGAGUCUAGAUAGCGACAGGACCGAAGAAGGCGACUUUUACGAGUCCAUUGGAAGUCACAUCGAGACCUUUUCCUCGGUCACCCCUUUGAUGGUGGCUCAAAACUGGAUCAACAAGAACGAUGCUAGCUUCGAAAUUACGCAGUGCGCGUUUACCGUCAGCGAUGCCACCUACGUAGACGAAGCCUAUGAGUUUGUCUUCACGAAUCUCGGGAUGCAAACCUCGCAGUUUUUAGAGAGUACAGGUAGCACCGGAGGUGCAGCGUCCAAGGCACAGGCCAAGGACGUCCAAAAACGACAAUAUAUGGUCCUACCCCAUUUUCUGAGCAGUUCCGCUACUAGCCUCGAAAAAUUCACCACCCAAGCUACAGAGAUCAUCAGAACGCUACCCUCUAUUAGCGACAAGGUCGAGCUCACCUGCUUUCAUCCAGAAGCCGUGGACGAGGGAAAACGUUGUCCUGUCCCAGUGAUCGUUUUGCAAUGGAAGGGAGACUAGAAAAAGUAAAUGUAAUUAUUAAUMAAAAAUCUGAGCAUGCACGCAUUUGUACGAUAGACCUUAUGUUUCAUAUUUCGUCUUAAAAAURGAGAUGACGUGAAAGAAGGCCAGCAGCUGCCACAAAUGAUUGGGAAGGGGAGAAAACGUAGAAACCAGAAUGUAGGAACAGGAUGCAAGCUAUUAGAUUAAAUUUGACAGUAUGUGGUGUAACAAACACAUAAGAUACUU
This is a messenger RNA of Pseudo-nitzschia multistriata, 2278 nucleotides long. Lineage: Eukaryota; Bacillariophyta; Bacillariophyceae; Bacillariales; Bacillariaceae. The record is from the annotation of a GenBank genome assembly.